AUGGCCACCAGAUCGCGCCCUGCGUGUAGGAUUGCCCUGGCAGCAGUUACAAUUGCUUUAGUGACACAGUCCCUUGACUUUGCUGGCUUCCGCAGCCGAGCACGCAGCCCCCGCACUUCCCUUCAUGCUGUCUGUGCGCAAGUCAAAGAACCACCAGCCGAAGGUGACCGAGUCGUCGUUGAUGGCAGCGACGGGCCGAUCGCGGCUCGUCACACGAGGCAGAUCGCCCAUUCUGCUUGA
This is a messenger RNA of Symbiodinium necroappetens, 240 nucleotides long. The record is from the annotation of a GenBank genome assembly. Lineage: Eukaryota; Dinophyceae; Suessiales; Symbiodiniaceae.